Molecule: messenger RNA, 2287 nt
Organism: Camellia sinensis
Lineage: Eukaryota; Viridiplantae; Streptophyta; Magnoliopsida; Ericales; Theaceae
Source: RefSeq, a predicted model, not a curated record
AGAGAGAGAGAGAGAGUAUCAGUGAGUGCUGGGGAGGAUGACAAAGAUACAGUGAAGCAAAUCAGGCUUGACUGGUGGUUGGUUUGCCACUUGCCAAAAAGGGUUGCCCAUGUGGUUGUAGUCCAUUCCCCUUUUCCUUAUUCCUUUGCACUUUCUCCCAUUUCUUUGGCCUCUUUUGCACUAUCUCAUGUUCUCUUUUUCUCUCAAAAAAUAUCAUUGUCUGUCUAUUUUUAUCUCCCUUGGUGUCAAAAUUCUCGUAUCUUAGGGUGGCAAAAAAAAGGAAAAAAAUAACUUAAAUUUGUGGGACAGUUUUUUGCACAUGAUUAGUAGAAGUCACCCUGCAUCCUCAAUGAAAAUCCUGAUUUGCCAUAUGGGUCUUUCGUGUUCUUAUUUGUCAUUGAUGACUUAAUAAAUCAUGUGGAAUAUCUGUGGAGAAAUUGAAAGUUCCAAUGGAUGUAGAUUAUAGGUUGAAUUUUGAUGAUGGCUUUAAGAUCCUCUGUUAUUGCAUUUUACCUAGGUUGGCCUUGGAUUUGUUACAGUCAUUCCAUAGGCAAAUUCCCUUUUCCUGUUCCAGGUUUUAACUCAUUUGUUGAGAAUGGAUAGAUGAGCAUCACAAUAUGUGCCGAUUUAAUAUUGCUUUUGAUAGAUAUAUGUAUUUAUUUCUUCUCAGCCAUACAAUCUUGGAAAUCAUUCAUAAAGCAUCUCCUACAGCUGCAUAAAGGGACUCUAAUGUGGAUCCCAUCUGAUACAUCUGUUGCUGCCCACCGUACGAUUCUUUGCUCAUUUUCCUUUCUCUCCAAAUUAUCUGCUCACUGGAUUCUAUUCAAGUCUAUGUUCUGUCAAGAAGGUUCUGGAUUAUUCUGGAUUAUGGGUCAAUUGAAGGAAGUUAGUUAGGUAGUGGUUGAGAGAUUAGUUAGUCAGUCAGUUACAUCAGUUGUGAAUUAGUUAGUCAGUUACAUCAGUUGUGAAUUAGUUAGGCAGUUAGAAGGGUGAGGCAAAGAAGUAGUUAUAAAUAAUUGAGGAACUCCCAUAUGGGGGGUAUGUAAAAUUCUGAAAAAUAAUACAGAUUUUGUGCUUUCUUCCUUAAGCCUUUGCUUCUUCUUCCCUAGCUACUACAUUGGUAUCAGAGCCCCAGGUUCUUGGCCUGUUAAUCCUCUGCUUCGACUGAACUAGAGCAGCCCAGGAAGCUAAAAACAUUGAGGAGACAUUACGCUCAUUAAAGGAGGGUAAUGAGAGAAAUGCGAAGGAAAUCGGGGAAAUCAGGAGUUCUCUCAAAGAUUUGGGGGAUAUCAAGGAAUUGAUUGCUGCCAUGAGUAUGAAGUAUGAUCAAAUGGCAGGACACAUUUAUGGGAAACAGCAUGUAGAUCGGAGUGACAAUUCUAGAAUGCUCCGCCAAGAACAGUCAGGGGUUUCUCCAGUAAGGGUUCAAGCCCGUGGGGAUUUUCAAGCUCGUGGGGAAAGGAUAGACUACCAAUCUCAUCAACGAUUUGCGAAGAUUGAAUUUCCUCGUUUCUAUGGUGAUAAUCCAACUGGUUGGCUUUAUAAAUGUGAAAGAUUUUUUGAGUACAAUACUGUUGACAAUCUUGAUAAAGUGAAAUUGGCAUCUCUUCAUUUGGAGGACUCGUCUUUGCAGUGGUUUCAAUGGUUUGAAAGAUGCCAUCAUCAUAUUACUUGGGAUUUGUUUACACAAGGACUUCUAUCAAGAUUUGGCCCAAAUUCAUAUGAAGAUGCAAUGGGUAACCUAACCAAAUUAAAGCAGACCACUACUGUGAGAGCUUACCAAGAACAGUUUGAGGUUUUGGCGAACAAAACUCAAAACCUCCCUGAAACUUUCUUUAUUAGUUGUUUCAUAAGUGGUCUUAAGGAUGAAAUUCAACCAGGGGUAUUAAUGUUUAAACCAACCUCUAUCACUCAGGCUAUUGGGUUGGCAAAACUUCAAGAAACAAGUAUUGAAGCCAUUACCAAGAAGACUAGGUUGGGAACCAAAUCAGAAGGCAUCCCUCCUUUUUCUGUAAACAGGUCACAAGUGGGUAAUGGGGGAUAUGUUCGAAAGGAGUUAUCUAAGGAAUUGGAGGAAAAGAAGGCCAAAGGGUUAUGUUUUAAGUGCAAUGAGAGAUAUACUAAAGGGCAUGUGUGUAAAAAAAACAAUUGUAUGUUAUGGAAGGAGGAGAAGAUGGGGAGGAAGAUGAUCAACUACCAGUUCUUGAUGAAGAUAAACGAGAAGAUGAGGAUCAGUUAUCUGGGGAGGAACUGCAGAUUUCUUUGAAUGCUUUAACUGGUACACUCU